AUACUUUGGCACAACAGGCAGUACUAAGUCGUUUUUCUCCUAGUUGCUGUAAUGCCACGUGCAUCCACUUAUAUCCGUACAUUUGUAACAACCUAAAAAUUACGAAACGUAUAUUUGAUUUAAAAAAGCCUCACAAUUCGACACUCUCAUAGAUCUCCAUACAACAAAACAUUUAUCUCGCGGACAGAUUUUAACGAGAGUAAAGCCUCUCGAUUCGCCUCUUCCUCUGUAAGGAAACACAUUUUUCCGGUGUAGCGAAACUUCAUUUUCUAUUUGUGUGUAUUUGAACGAGAAACAGAAACUUGUUCCUCUCAUGGUUAGUAUCUUUACAAUCAGUAUUUGGUGAGAUAUAUCUAGUCGUCAAAAGGAGGAAGGUAGUUUACAUUAUCUACUAUCUAGCUAAUAUUGUUAGCUAACGUAACCCAGGCGAAGAGAGUCCAUUUCUGACCCAGAAAGAAUGCAAAUGAAGAGGAAGACCUAGACAAUAACCAAUCAACAAGAUUAAGAUCAAACCUGGGAAAAAGCAACGCAAUAAAACCAAGAUGACUAGAAGUCAUCGAGACCCCAUCAAAACAGAUUGUGAAACACAGUCAGAUGAUGUUGACUCCAGUAGAGAAGAUUCAGACAUUGGCCAAGCCCACUCUCUCAGCAGUAAUGGGUUUACUUUCAACAUCAUCCAAAUCAAAGAGGAGGAAACAGACUUUGAAGUGCAUGAAACAAGUGAGGAACAUAACGGAAUUAGUUACUUAAUUAUCACUUGGAUUCUAGAGCACUCCACCAGGAUUCUGGAAUCUGGAACCAUCAAAACCAAGACUGAAACAGAUUCUGUUUACAUUAGCCAAGGAACUGUGGAAAUGAAGACUGAGCAUGAUUCUGAAAUCAGAGUGGUUAAGACAGAAACUCUAGUGUACUCUCCCUCACACAGCUGCCCCCACUGCAGUUGCAUGUUCCACACACCACAGCAGCUACUUGUCCACACCUGCCAGGUCGUGAAUUCUGACAACAUUGUGGAUGUUUUGUUGAAGACCCCAUUUCAUUCUUUGGAGUCCACAGAAAAGGUGCGAAUUAAAACAGAGGGUCGACCUCUGCCUGAAAUCAAGUACAUAAGGAAGGAUGACAAAGUGAGGAGGGCGUUCAAUACCAACUGGUAUAAAAAGUAUCAAUGGCUAACAGGUAGUCUUUCAUCAAGCCGCUUGUAUUGCUGGCCUUGUCUGCUCUUUGGAACGUUUGAGCCUUGGGCUAAAGGGGGUUUCAGUGACCUGAAGAACAUUGACCGUUCAGCUAAACGGCAUGACGAAUGCCGGGAGCAUCUCAACUCCUACGCGAAACUCAAGCUUUUGGGACACCCGAGUCAUCAUGCCAAUCAUUCACUCAAUGAAGGCCUGCGUAUUCAAGCUGCGCAACACAACGAAAAGGUCAGAAGAAACAGGGAUGUUCUCAAACGCCUCAUUGACAGCAUUGCAUACUUAGGCAUGCAACAGUUGGCUUUUAGGGGGCACGAUGAGACGGAAAGUUCCGCUAACAAAGGCAACUACAGGGAAUUGGCAGAGGUAAUCGCGCGGUAUGAUGCUUUACUUGCUCAGCAUAUGGAAUCUUCAACUGUGUUCACUGGAAUGUCAAGAACAAUUCAGAAUGACUUGAUAACUGCUAUCGCAUCAUCAAUUAAAAGUGAGAUUAAAAGCAAAGUUGACGCUGCUCCAUUUUUCUCAUGGCAAAUGGAUGAAACUACAGACCAUUCACAGUUGUCUGUCAUUGUCAGGUAUGUGGAUGAUCGGGGGGGUGUCCAGGAGCGUUUCUUGGGCUACUUUGUGUCAGCUGGGCGAGAUGCACAGUCUGUGUUUGAUCUAGUGAAUUCGGAGAUGUCAGAGUUUAACUUUGUGGAGAAACUAGUCGCUCAAACAUAUGAUGGCGCUGCUGUAAUGGCUUCUGAUUUAAAUGGUCUGCAAGCAAAAGUAAGAGCUGUAGCUCCGAGCGCCACCUUUGUGCAUUGCUAUGCACAUCCUCUCAACUCCGUAUUAAGCCAGAGCGUGAAGUCUAUGCCCAAGACCAAGGUUUUCUUUGCCACACUGGGUGGCUUCGCAACUUUUUUUUGUAAGUCCACCAAUAGAAUGCUGCUAGAAAAGGUCGCUUGUGCAAGUUUGCCAAAAAAUGUACCAACACAUUGGAAUUUCACAUCCAGAGUCGUUAACACAGUGGCAAAAAACUUUGAGCAUCUAUUGGACACAUUCACAGGUAUCACAGAGCAUCCUAACAUGGAUGAUGACACGAUUUUCGAUGCAAAUGGGUUCAAGACACAGCUGGAAGAUGUUCAUUUUAUUUUUUUACUUCUCACUUUUGAAUAUAUAUUUGCUUGCACAGAUGUGGUUUUUGACAGUGUGCAACAGAAUGCCAUGGAUGUAGAAUUUUGUAAGAGGAGGAUUGAGAAUCUUAUGCUCAAGAUAGAGGAGCACAAAUCUGAAGAAGAAUUUAGUGCUAUAUAUCAGAAGGCUUCGAACAUGACAGAUGAUCCAGAGUUGAUGCACAGAAGGAAGCGGAGGCAGGGCACUCAGGAUGUACUGCGGACGUACAAAUCACUGUAUGAUUCAAUCCAUGACAACAUCAAGACACAAAUAGCACAAAGGUUCCAAAGCCUGGACAGCAGGAGAUACAUGGAGUUGUUAGAUGAUGAGAAAUUUGAGUCAUUCCGGAGUGAAUUCCCUGCAAAUGCAAUGGAAAGCCUGUCCCAGAGCUAUGGGUGUUUUUUCAACAUGGAAAAACUGAAAAAUGAGCUGCAAGUGUUCUACUGUGGUGAGGAGCUUCAAGGGAACAGUCGAAAACUGUGUGACAGAAUCUUGCAUUUCAAGGAGUGUGGAUUGAAUGAAGUGAUGCCUGAGGUGUACCGGUUCAUGUGCCUAGUUGCAACUAUAGGGGCAACGUCAGCGGGCGUGGAGAGCAGAUUCUCUCGUCUGAAGAGGCUGAAAAGCUACACAAGGAACACCAUGGGACAAGAGCGACUCAAGAACCUGGCAAUCCUAUCCAUAGAAAGGAGAAUUCUUAAAUCAUUGCAGAAGAAUCCUCACUGGUAUGAGAGGGUCAUUGACCAGUUUGCCAACCAGACUAUGAGAAGAAUGGACUUUAUAUUCAAGUGAUGGAGACUGGAUGGUGGAAACUCCCUGAACUACUGCAAGGGAGUAUAAGGUCCCAUGAUGCCAGUGAUGUCUUAAAAGCAGAGUGUAGGUCCUGUUUGUAAGCAUGUUCACAUGUCCACAACCUCUCAUUCUUCCUCUGGAGACCUCAACCCUUCUCAUGCACUGCAGUCCGCGUUGACUAAAGCUGUCAGUGUCAUCGAAUGAUGUCAAACAAACUGACCGCUGCUGCUAAAGAACAUUAAAACUUUGACUAUUUUGCUGAAUGCCGGUUUUCCUUUUUCAGUUUACAUGCCUUUUGGACCCUGCACCCAAAUACUUAUUUGAACUGUUAAGUUGCGCAUGGUUCUUGAUUUUGUGUUGUAUUUUGUAGUUAUUAUGGAUCCCCAUUAGCUACUCUUCCUGGAGUCCAGCAAAAUUUAAGGCACUUAUAACAUUUUUGUAGUUGAUUAACAAGGGAAAAGUGAUGCACAGAUGGUUGUAUAUGCCCGACUUUCUGCCUGGGGAUGACAAAAGUGACAAUGAUUGCUGUAAAUGAAGUAUGUGAAAGAGGACAUGUUUGCUGUUUGGUAAUUGCACAUUAGACAUUACUUUAAAAUUAAUUAUUCAGUGUUCACUUCAACAGCUGUAGAACAUCCUGUCAUAACUGAUUUGUGUCAAUCCAUAUGCCAUCAAUGGCCUGCACUGGUUUUGAUAUUGCGCCAUGUUUCACUUGCUAAUAAUCAUACACAUUCAUUUUAUUGAAGGUGAUUGGGCCAAGCAUGUAGGCUACAUUGUCAUUCCCACGUCUUUGCAGUGAUGGUCUCUACCAAUUAGAGUAGGGUUCCUAUGCUAUUUUCUCCAUUCCAGCCAUUACAAUGAGCCCGUCCUCCAAUAGCUCCUCCCACCAGCCUCUGCUGUAGUUUAUACAUUGGCUUCAAUAACCAUCAUCUUGCUAAUCCAAUGGACACAUUUCAUCUUUGACAACAGUAUUUCAGUAAGUACUGCUUUGAUAAAGCUAGAAAAUGCGAAGGGCGCAACUGCUACAAAACUGAUACCAAAAGUACACCAAACGUAUGUGGACACCCCUUCAAAUUAGUGGAUUUGACUAUUUCAGCUUCACCUGUUGCUGCCAGGUGUAAAAAACUUGAGCACACAGCCAUGUAAUCUCCAUAGACAAACAUUGGCAGUACAAUGACCCAUACUGAAGAGCUCAGUGACUUUCAACAUGGUACUGUCAUAGGAUGCCACUUUUCCAAGAAGUCCGUUCGUCAAAUUUCUGUCCCUGGUCAACUAAGUUCUGUUAUUGUGAAGUGGAAAUGUCUAGGAGAAACAACGGCUCAGCCGCAAAGUGGUAGGUCACACAAGCUCAAAGAAUGGGACUGGCCAGUGCUGAAGCACAUAGUGUAUAAAAAUCACCUAUCCUCGGUUGCAACACUCCAAACUGCCUCUGGAAGCAGCCUCCGCACAAUAACUUUGUCGGGAGCUUCGUAAAAUGGGUUUCCAUGGCCGAGCAGCCACACACAAGCCUAAGAUUACCAUGUGCAAUGCUAAGCAUCACCUGGAGUGGUGUAAAGCCCACUGCCAUUGGACUCUGAAGCAGUGGAUAUGCGUUCACUGGAGUGAUGAAUCACUCUUCCCCAUCUGGCAGUCCGAUCGAAGAAUCUGGUUUUGGCGGAUACAAGGAGAACGCUACCUGCCCGACUGCAUAGUGCCAACGGUAAAGUUAGGUGGAUGAGGAAUAAUGGUCUAGGGCUGUUUUUCAUGGUUCGUGCUAGGCCCUUUAGUUCCAGUGAAGGGAAAGCUUAACGCUAUUGCAUACAAUGACAUUCUAGAUGAUUGUGUGCUUCCAACUUCGUGGCAGCAGUUUGGGGAAGGCCCUUUCCUUCUUUAGCAUGGCAAUGCCCCCGUGCACAAAGAGAGGUCCAAACAGAAAUUAUUUGUCGAGAUUGGCGUGGAAGAACUUGACUUGCCUGCACAGAGCCCUGACCUCAACCCCAUCGAACACCUUUGGGAUUAAUUGGAACGCCAACUGCGAGCCAAGCCUAAUCACCCAACAUCAGUGCCCGACCUCACUAAUGUUCUUGUGGCUGAAUGGAAGCAAGUCCCAGCAGCAAUGUUCCAACAUCUAGUGGAACCCCUUUCCAUUUUUAUGUAGUCAAUUUUCCUCUCCACAAUUGGCUGACUCCUCCUGAUGGCCUGGUUGGACAUGACUGCAACAUGGUCUCCAGGAGGAUCAUUCAAUGAAGUUGGAAGUCCCACCCAGUUGGCUAAGUCGCUCUGGAUAAGAGCGUCUGCUAAAUGACUUAAAUGUAAAUGUAAAUGUACAUUAAAAUUGUGGAAUCCCUCAAUAGUGCUGCCCAUGCUAAUGAUCUUUUGGCCACUAGAGGUCUCUAUCAUUCUCUAUGGCAGAUACUUUUUGGCGAGAAUUAAUGUUCCUUUAAUGUUCCCUGUUCCAUCAGUCAAUUCGUCACAGGCGCUAAAUCUUUGCACAUGAUCCAGGGAUCUUUGCCUGAUUGGUCAGGGUUCAUGACUAACAAUCCAGGAAAUGCAUCAGCUUUCCGGUUAAAGAUGGUGGAUAAGGGAAGAGGUCCCGCUCAGGCCGUUGAUCAUUGAAAUAAAAUGAAUGUAAUGUGAAGGUGUUGACCUAACCAGAAACACUCUUGUCAACAAGAUGAAGAACAAAUCUGUGAAAAAGCAACACAAAAUCAUGAGGUCUAAACACCGAGACCCCAUCAAAACAGAGUGUGAAACACAGUUCGAUGAUGUUAACUGCAAAAGAGAAGAACCAGACAUUAGCCAAGCUCCCUCUCCCAACACUAAAGGGGUAACUUCCAACUCCAUCCAAAUUAAAGAGGAACCAGCAGACUUUGAAGUACAGAGUCAUUGCUUGGAUUCUAGAGCACUCCACAAGGAUUCUGGAACCGUCAUAACCAAGACUGAAACAGAUUCCGUUUACAUUAGCCAAGGAACAGUAGAGGUAAAAGCGGAGUAUGAUUCUGAUUCUGAAAUACAUAAGGUGGUGGUUAAGAGAGAAACUCAAGUGUGUUUCAUGAAGGAGGAGAAUGUGGGUGAAGUUGACACAGAUGAGGACACCGAAGACGGGAGGGAUACUGACAGCAACAGAGUCUCUUCUCCUCAGUUCUUUCCUUGCACAUACUGCACCAUCUCCUUCACCAACCAUUCCUUCCUGGAGAAGCACAUCAAGUGGAACCACCAGAAGGAGUAUCUGGCCAUGUUGAGAAGCAGUUUUUCAAAGAGCAGUGGAACAGAGACGCUCCCAACACACAGCUGCCUCCACUGUAGCCUCAUGUUCCAAACCCCACGGCUGCUUAGCAUCCACACCCUCCAGAUCCACCCUUCUGCCACUCCCCGGAAACCUGCCCGUCCACACAGAGUUUCGGCAAAACUCUACACCUGCCCACAGUGUGCCCGCAGAUUCAGAUACCUGGGCAGUCUGCAAAACCACUGUGAGCUUUCACACAAAAUGGCUGUGAUCAGCACUAAUGGACACCUCAGUUGUGCCGACUGUGGGAAAAGCUUCAAGAAUUGUUGGGGACUGGGACCUCACCAGUGUCACGAACCAGAGGGCACUGAACCUCAGGACAUUAAGCCUGUGGUCUGUCUUGAAGUCGGCUUCCAUUGCUCAGAGUGUGGUAAGAUCCUUUGUAGUCCACAGAGCCUGAACAUUCACAUGCGAAUUCACACCGGAGAGAAGCCUUAUGCCUGCAAGGAGUGUGGCAAAAGGUUUGCGGAGAGCGGCAGUUUACGCAAACACCUGCUGAUACACUCUGGAGUCAAGGCAUUCAAAUGCCAGGAAUGCGGGAAGGAUUUUGCCCGUAUGAAGGGUCUCAGGAGUCACAUGACCACUCAUUCUGGCAAAAAGCAGUACUCCUGCUCCCACUGUGACCGGCAGUUUGGAUACAAGUCUAGUCUGACCAUUCACCUACGCUCUCACACGGGGGAGAAACCCUUUCACUGCACAGAGUGUGGUAAAGACUUCUCUAUCAAGAGAAACCUGAGGCUUCACCUAAAGAUCCACAACAAUGAGAAAGGCCACCAGUGUGGGGAGUGUGGCCUGAAGGUGAUAGACAUUGGGGCGUUGAAGACACACAUGCGCUCACACACCGGCGAGAGGCCUUACCACUGCACAGUGUGCAGCAAGCAGUUCAUUCGACUGGAACACCUGAAGAACCACCAACGCACUCACACAGGUGAGAGACCAUACGUCUGUUCGGAGUGCAGCAAGAGCUUUGCUCAGUCUGGAGAUCUCACAAAACACAUACGCACCCACACUGGAGAGAAGCCGUAUGAAUGUUCUGUCUGCCACGGCUGUUAUACCUCUUCAGGGGAUCUGGGCAAACAUAUGAGGAUCCACAAUGGCUCACGGCCCUUUCCCUGCCAGGAGUGUGACAAGAGCUUUCGCUUGGUCGGCCACCUUAAAACUCACAUGAGGACCCACACUGGGGAGAGACCGUACUCCUGCCCCCGCUGCCUCCGGACCUUCGCUCGCACCCACCACCUCUCUGUUCACCUGGCUCAGUGUCGCUGAUUGAUGAUUAUGAUUUGCCUGGUUGUGUUGCGCCUUUCUCAAAUUCAUUGCUUUAUGGGGGUAACUCACCCUUUCCACUACUCCCAAUGUGUAGCCCUUGCCUGGGGGGCAGCCAUAUUUCACCAGAACACUGAGGUGGGGCAUUUGGCUGACUAUUACAGUGGACAAACAAGAUGAUGUAGGAAGCGUCAAUUCGAAGGUCUAAGAGCUCCAGACAUUGACACUCCACUAGAUACAGCUAGAUGUUUGGUAGAGUUUUUAGUUGGCAUGCAGUUUCAGAUUUGUUUUCUGGACAUUAAAGGGAUAGUUCAAAGUACAAAUUAAUCUAAUUUCCCACUUACCGUGGCUGUAGGUGUAGAUGAUUAAUCAAAACGUCAGAAUUUGAUUAUAGAGCAAUAAAGUGACUUAAAUGUAAGGUAGACGUCUGUCAUGUCAAUUACUAUUUUGGGUGAAUUAUAUCUGUUUUGUGCUAUAUCUAAAAUCAUGACACUAUUUUACUGAAUGUAUGAUGACAAUAAUUUUCUGAUGAAGGUGAGCAGAGUGGGUCUGCAGUACAGUCGUGGCCAACAGUUUUGAGAAUGACACAAAUAUUAGUUUUCAAAGUCUGCUGCCUCAGUUUGUAUGAUGGCAAUUUGCAUAUACUCCAGAAUGUUAUGAAGAGUGAUCAGAUGAAUUGCAAAGUCCCUCCUUUGCCAUGCAAAUGGACUGAAUCCCCCAAAAACAUUUCCACUGCAUUUGAGCCCUGCCACAAAAGGACCAGCUGACAUCAUGUCAGUGAUUCUCUCGUUAACACAGGUGUGAGUAUUGACGAGGACAAGGCUGGAGAUCACUCUGUCAUGCUGAGUGUGUUUGAAUAACAGACUGGAAGCUUCAAAAGGAGGGUGGUGCUUGGAAUCAUUGUUCUUCCUCUGUCAACCAUAGUUACCUGCAAGGAAACACGUUCCGCCAUCAUUGCUUUGCACAAAAAGAGCUUCACAGGCAAAGAUAUUGCUGCCAGUAAGAUUGCACCUAAAUCAACCAUUUAUCGGAUCAUCAAGAACUCCAAGGAGAGCGGUUCAAUUGUUGUGAAGAAGGCUUCAGGGUGCCCAAGAAAGUCCAGCAAGCGCCAGGACAGUCUCCUAAAGUUGAUUCAGCUGCGGGAUCGAGGCACCACCAGUACAAAGCUCGCUCAGGAAUGGCAGCAGGCAGGUGUGAGUGCAUCUGCACGCACAGUGAGGCAAAAACUUUUGGAGGAUGUUCUGGUGUCAUGAAGGGCAGCAAAGAAGCCACUUCUCUCCAGGAAAAACAUCAGGGACAGACUGAUAUUCUGCAAAAGGUACUGGGAUUGGACUGCUUUUCUCUGAGUCCCUUUUCCGAUUGUUUGGGGCAUCUGGAAAAAAGCUUGUCCGGAGAAGACAAGGUGAGCGCUGCCGUCAGUCCUGUGUCAUGCCAACAGUAAAGCAUCCUGAGACCAUUCAUGUGUGGGGUUGCUUCUCAGCCAAGGGAGUGGGCUCACUCACAAUUUUGCCUAAGAACACAGCCAUGAAUAAAGAAUGGUACCAACAUCCUCCGAGAGCAACUUCUCCCAACCAUCCAGGAACAGUUUGGUGACGAACAAUGCCUUUUCCAGCAUGAUGGAGCACCUUGUCAUAAGGCAAAAGUGAUAACUAAGUUGCUCGGGGAACAAAACAUAGAUAUUUUGGGUCCAUGGCCAGGAAACUCCCCAGACCUUAAUCCCAUUGAGAACUUGUGGUCAAUCCUCAAGAGGCAGGUAGACAAACAAAAACCCACAAACUCCAAGCAUUGAUUAUGCAAGAAUGGGCUGCCAUCAGUCAGGAUGUGGCCCAGAAAUUAAUUGACAACAUGUCAGGGUGGAUUGCAGGGGACUUGAAAAAGAAGGGUCAACACUGCAAAUUUUGACUCUUUGCAUCAACUUCAUGUAAUUUUCAAGAAAAGCCUUUGACACUUAUAAAAUGCUUGUAAUUAUACUUCAUUAUUACAUAGUAACAUCUGACAAAAAUAUCUAAAGACACUGAAGCAGCAAACUUUGUGGAAAUUAAUAUUUGUCAUUCUCAAAACUUUUGGCCACGACUGUACAUACAAGAAACAAAUACUCUUUAUACCGCCUAUGUACUGAAUCUAUAACUUACUUUAACUGAUAGUGUUGUCUUGGUGUGUGUGAUAAAAAGUUGUGUUGUAACUGAUUAAUUACACUACCUUUCAAAAGUUUGUGGUCACUUAGAAAUAUCCUUGUUUUUGAAAGAAAAGCACUUUUUGUUGUCCAUUAAAAUAACAUAAAAUUGAUCAGAAAUACAGUGUAGACAUUGUCAAUGUUGUAAAUGACUAUUGUAGCUGGAAAUGGCUGAUUUUUAAUGGAAUAUCUACAUAAGCGUACAGAGGCCCAUUAUCAGCAUCCAUCACUCCUGUGUUCUAAUGGCAUGUUGUGUUAGCAAAUCCAAGUUUAUCAUUUUUAAAAGGCUAAUUUGAUCAUUAGAAAACCCUUUUGCAAUUAUGUUAGCACAGCUGAAAACUGUUCUGAUUAAAGAAGGAAUAAAACUGGCCUUUAGACUAGUUGAGUAUCUGGAGCAUCAGCAUUUGUGGGUUUUAUUACAGGCUCAAAAUGGCUAGAAACAAAGAACGUUCUUCUGAAACUCGUCAGUCUUCUUGUUCUGAGAAAUGAAGGCUAUUCCAUGCGAGACAUUGCCAAGAAACUGAAGAUCUCGUACAACGCUGUGUGCUACUCCCUUCACAGAACAGCGCAAACUGGCUCUAACCAGAAUGGAAAGAGAAGUGGGAGGCCCUGGUGCCAACUGAGCAAGAGGACAAGUACAUUAGAAUGUCUAGUUUGAGAAACAUAUGCCUUACAAGUCCUCAACUGGCAGCUUCAUUAAAUAGUACUUGCAAAACACCAGUCUCAACUUCAACAGUGAAGAGGUGACGCCGGGAUGCUGGCCUUCUAGGCAGAGUUGCAAAGAAAAAGCCAUAUCUCAGACUGGUCAAUAAAAGAUUGAGAUGGGCAAAAGAACACAGACACUGGACAGAGGAACUCUGCCUAGAAGGCCAGCAUCCCGUAGUCGCUGCUUCACUGUUGACGUUGAGACUGGUGUUUUGCGGGUACUUUUUAAUGAAGCUGCCAGUUCAAGACUUGUGAGGUGUCUGUUUCUCAAAGUAGACACACUAAUGGACAAACAAAUUGCUUUUCUUUCAAAAACAUGGACCUUUCUAAGUGACCCCAAACUUUUGAACGAUAGUGUACAUUGUAUUUAUUCUAAAUGAUUAGGCAACUGUUAUUAUAAGAAUGUGUCAAUGACUUGAUAUCUACUAAGUCAUUACAUUGACUAAUAAAUAUGAACAACGUUAAGGCUGUUUAACCAAACCGUGCACAAUGCAAUAAAUUAUUUCAAAAAAUUGUA
This is a messenger RNA of Oncorhynchus nerka (sockeye salmon), 11048 nucleotides long. Its product is annotated as gastrula zinc finger protein XlCGF57.1-like. Bases 5779 to 7656 code for a protein of 625 amino acids. The transcript has 5 exons. The record is from RefSeq and is a predicted model, not a curated record. Gene Ontology annotation, molecular function: protein dimerization activity. NCBI's taxonomy places the organism in Eukaryota, Metazoa, Chordata, Actinopteri, Salmoniformes, Salmonidae.